AUUGCAAAUUCGACACUUCGUGUCUCAUCCUCGCAAUCGAAAAAGUUGGCAGUUCGCCUAGGAAACGUGUUAUUAUUUAUAGUGGUAUAGGAUAUUCCCCACACAAUUGGUACGAGAUAUAUGAAAAUUCAAAUGUGGCAAAAAAGCGGAAUCCGCCACAUUCGAAUGUGGUCAAAAAUUCAGAAUUGGCACGUCGUUAUCCUGAUGAUAGUUCGCAUGUGUCCUGA
Messenger RNA from Entrophospora candida, 227 nucleotides. The record is from the annotation of a GenBank genome assembly. NCBI's taxonomy places the organism in Eukaryota, Fungi, Glomeromycota, Glomeromycetes, Entrophosporales, Entrophosporaceae.